This is a messenger RNA of Cucurbita maxima (winter squash), 1571 nucleotides long. Its product is annotated as NAC domain-containing protein 35. The transcript is spliced from 3 exons. The coding region runs from base 81 to 1187 and encodes 368 amino acids. Gene Ontology annotation, molecular function: DNA binding. NCBI's taxonomy places the organism in Eukaryota, Viridiplantae, Streptophyta, Magnoliopsida, Cucurbitales, Cucurbitaceae. The record is from RefSeq and is a predicted model, not a curated record. Gene Ontology annotation, biological process: regulation of DNA-templated transcription.
CAGAAAAAUCAAUUUAAAACAAAGAAGGAAGAGAAAUAGAGAGAGAGUUUGAUUCAAUUAUAGGUUUCAGCACAAAUUUUAUGGCAAUUGCAGCUGCAGCUAGCAGUUCAUCCACGAUGAGCCACGAAGAAAUUAGCAGCUCCAACACCCGCGACAAAAACAACAACGACGACAACAACAAUUGCAGUGACGAUCAACACGAACACGACGUUGUUAUGCCAGGCUUCCGCUUCCACCCCACCGAAGAAGAACUUGUCGAGUUCUACCUUCGCCGUAAGGUCGAAGGCAAACGAUUUAAUGUUGAACUCAUUACUUUCCUUGAUCUAUAUCGCUACGACCCUUGGGAGCUUCCUGCCUUGGCUGCCAUUGGCGAGAAGGAGUGGUUCUUCUACGUCCCUCGAGAUCGGAAGUACCGAAACGGGGACCGCCCCAAUCGAGUUACGACCUCCGGUUACUGGAAGGCCACCGGGGCCGAUCGGAUGAUUCGAACCGAGGAUUUUCGGUCCAUUGGCCUUAAGAAAACCCUAGUUUUCUACUCCGGGAAGGCUCCAAAGGGUAUCCGUACGAGUUGGAUUAUGAAUGAGUAUCGGUUGCCGCAUCAUGAGACCGAGCGGUAUCAGAAGACCGAGAUUUCGCUAUGUCGUGUUUACAAAAGAGCUGGCGUUGAAGAUNACCCGUCGCUCCCUCGUUCUCUCCCAUCGAGAGCGUCGUCGUCUUCGAGACUGAUAAGCUCGUCGACACCGAAGAAUCUUCAUCAAACUUCCUCAUCGUCUACAGACAAGUUCCAGAGAUUCGAGCCUCAAUUCCAUCACCAUCUUCAAAUUGGCACCACCGUUGAAACCACCGCAGCCGACGCCUCCGCUACGAGCUCUUGUGAAGAAGUAACCACCGUCCUCGGCCUCUCGAAACAAAACCCUUUUACCUCAACUCCAUUGAUCAACAUGGCUGCCACUUCUUCUUACACCCCUUUCUUCUCUCCUUCUUCCAAUAAUUCUCUUGACGACCUACAAAAACUCAUUCACUUUCAACAACAACCGCCGCCAUCUACUCCCACCACCCUCAUAAACUCUCUACCAACGCCGUAUUACCAGCCGACGCUACCACCACCGCCGCAGCUACCGGUUGUGUUCCCCGAUAGAUUGUGGGAGUGGAAUCCAAUCCCAGAUGGAGUCAAUCCGUUCAAGUAAAUUCUCGACAAGAAGUCUCAAAUUUUAACCAGUUACACUAUAAUCAGGUUGGCAAUAUCGAUACGCUUCUACUCAUCAUAACGAUUGAAGAAUAACGCCUCCUAGCUCAACCUACUUCAAUUUCAAUUUCCAUUUCUUUUUUUGUUUAUUAUGCAGCUACAUGCGAUGAAGCUCAUGAACAUAAAUAUAUAUGACUAAUUAUAAGUUAGUUUACUAUUGUUUCUUGUUGUCAAUUAUAUAUAUAUAUAAUUAUGCGUAGAAGGGUUUUCUUUAGAUUUUUAAAUAACUAGUUAGAACGUUUUAUAUUCGUAAUAGAUUGAAAGGGGAUCUUGUUCUUGUAGAAGUCAUAUUAGAUCUCAAUAUCAAUAUCAAUAGAUUGUCUUC